AUGGCUGCUGCAACACAUAUCCAGCUGUCCCAACCGGCACCUCCAUCGUUACUCAGCCAAUAUCAGACAUUCCCUGCAUCCCGGGGCACCUCCAAACGUAUACACAAGGACAAGGAUGAUCGGGUCGAUGAAGUAGAGUUCAACGAGGCCCUUAUACUGGCGUCGCUCUGCCGCAAGUAUCUUAACCUGCUCCACGCUACCUCGCCUGCUUUCGAUCACGCCCACGCAUAUACCCCUGAUGAGAUACUCGAACUCCCUCUGAUGAAAGUCCGGAUCGAUGACAUUCUCCACGACCUACCACGGCGAAAAUCCAACCGCGCCAUGCUGGCAGGCUCCAUCGCGGAUCUUCUCUUCCCCUGCCACGCUGGCUCUCUCUCGUCCAUCAUCCGCUAUGAUGCUGACCGCGUAAAGUUGCAUGCCUGGGCAGUGCUCCAGCGAAGAUACGACAUGAUAGUCGCAACCGUCAGGAACGGUCGCACUCGUCAUGGUCUGACUGGCCAGGCUGACCCGGGCGUUCCUGCACCGGUCUGGGCUUCUCGCAUCCUGGCACAGGGCCCUUGGAAUAAAGACAGCCAUCCCAUCUCCCUCGAGGGACCUCAGGCACUCCCCAUGCCGGUGCAAGUUGCCGAGGCUGAUGACCUGGCCCCAUUCUUCCACCAUCUUGAACAGGGCGGGACACACGAGCUCGGCGCCUCAACCACUGGACAUGCGCUAGACGAUGGCAACGGCGAGCCUUACUAUCACGUCCAGGGCGCCGAGUUCCAGAGAGGCGUUGUGUAUGAGGAUGGUCGCAUGGAUCUUUGCAAACAGGUCGUGGGUCCUGAUCAUAUCAGCGACCUCAUGAACAGCCUGCGAGCCAAUGAGCACGUCAGGCACUUCCUCCUUGGCAAUAACAUCAUCGGCCCAGUAGGCGCACAUCAUAUAGCCUCAUUCAUCAGUGCACUUCCUAGCCGUAUGGACACCUGGUACCUGGCGGGGAACUGCAUUGAUGCCCCGAGUUUCAAGACUCUCGUCGACGCCAUGAUCAAGUCUGACGCUAUCACCAACGUUUGGCUCAAACGCAACCCUCUCGGCAGAGCUGCUGCCCACGAUGUCUAUCGGCUGAUCACCGAGACAAGAAAUCUACGCACGUUGGAUCUCGACCAAACUGAGAUCGGUGAUGCUGGCUUCGUCGAACUUUUCACUGACCUGGCGGCCUACAAAGACCGGGUGCUCCCUCUGGAGAACUUAUAUAUGAAUGGUACUGGCUUCGCCGAGGCUGCGGCUCGGGCGCUCGCCAAGUUCCUGGCCUCGCCCAACUGUCGCCUGACAUCGAUAUACCUGUCGAGCAACCCCAUCGGAGACGACGGCGCUGCAGCCCUUGCCAGUGCCUUUGCAGUCGCUCCCCAGGUCUCACGCCUGGUCUUACAGUCUACCGGCCUUACCACCCGGGGCGCUCAGACAAUUUGCGAAGCCCUAACAUCUCACCCCGGCAUCCGCUGCCUCGACAUCGGCCAAGCGUACGCGACACAUGAUCUAGGCCAGGCGUACAAUUACAUUGAUGAAGGCGCCAUCCGAGCUAUUACUGGCCUUCUGACCUCAACCCCAUCCCUGGCUUCCCUCAAUCUUGGUCACUGCCCCAUCACUCCCCUGGGUCUUGGCCAGAUAACCACAGCAGCGUUACAAAGCUCUCUCCUUGCCUACAUUGCCAUCUCCAUCCUCCCGGACCCAAACAUCAAGAAACUGGGGUUCGUCCCAUCGCGCGACAGUAAGAUGCGCGACGCUUCAUCCUACACUGCGCCGACGAAGGAGCAGAAAGCCCUCGAUCAAGCACUACAGCAGCACAUGGAGGCAAACGUCCGGUCUGUCUACGGCGAGGACAUGACCUACAGCAGAUUCAUGGGUGAGGAGCGGAGAUGGCUCACUAACGACCGGACUGACGUGAGGAAAAUUGACUCCGUCUAUAGAAAUCGGGACAUGGGCCUUGCGCGGCGAGCCUCAUGA
Messenger RNA from Verticillium alfalfae VaMs.102, 1983 nucleotides. RefSeq names its product leucine rich repeat protein. The transcript has a single exon. NCBI's taxonomy places the organism in Eukaryota, Fungi, Ascomycota, Sordariomycetes, Glomerellales, Plectosphaerellaceae. The coding region runs from base 1 to 1983 and encodes 660 amino acids. The record is from RefSeq and is a predicted model, not a curated record. Gene Ontology annotation, molecular function: protein binding.